AUGGGUAAAAAGCAGCAUCAAAAGGAUAAAUUAUAUCUAACCACCACCGAAUGGAAAGAAUCGUUUGGAGGACAUAAAGAUGACACCGGCACGAAAAAACAGCGAGCUGAUUUCAAACGACUUCCGAUCAAUCAUUGUUCACUUUCUUUUCUCCCUUUCGAAGAUCCAGUUUGCGGUCCCGAUGGAGCUAUUUUUGACAUUGCAAACAUUGUGCCCUAUAUCAAAAAACUUGGAAUCAGUCCUGUGACUGGAAAGAAACUUGCUAUUAAAGACUUGGUUCAUUUGAAAUUCGAUAAGGAUACUGAAGGAAACUUCCGAUGUCCUGUUACUUUCCGCACAUUUGCCCUGAACACUCACAUUGUGGCAAUUCGCCCGACUGGUAACGUCUAUUCGUACGAUGCCAUACAAGAAUUAAACUUGAAGCCGAAUCAUCUAAAGGAUCUUCUCACAGAUGAGCCAUUUUUGAGGGCAGAUAUUAUCACAAUCCAGGAUCCCAACAACCCGGAGAAAUUCAAUUUGGAACAAUUUCAUCAUGUGAAACUUGACCAUAGAACAAAGGAACAAAUAGAGACCGAAAAGAAAGAAAUGGCAAAGCCUGAAUUCACGAUUCGACGAAUGAACAACGAAACUCGUGAAGCCUUAAAUCAACUGAAGAAGGAUUAUGUACCAAAAAAGUUUGACACGCCAGUUGAAGAAACAGCAGAUGCUAUCAAUGCGGCCCCUUGGAGUCAAGGACAAGUAUCCGCUGGUUUCACUAGCACUUCAGUUGCACCUGUCACCCACAAUAAAGCAGCGGUUUUGAGUGAUGAGACAGUCAAAUAUCAGCGAGUGAAGAAAAAUGGAUAUGUUCGAAUCGUUAGCAAUCAUGGAGCCAUUAACUUGGAACUGUUUUGUCCAAAGGCACCAAAGGCUUGCGAGAACUUUAUCAAUCUAUGUCGCAGAGGCUACUACAACAAUACACGCUUUCACCGUUUGAUUAAAAACUUUAUGAUACAAGGUGGUGAUCCAACUGGCACGGGUCAUGGUGGUGAAUCGAUGUGGGCUAAACAGUUUGAGGAUGAAUUUUAUCCGGGUCUUUCACAUAGUGCACGUGGGAUUCUUAGUAUGGCAAAUAAAGGAAGCAAUACCAAUCAGUCGCAAUUCUUUAUCACAUUUCGUCCGUGUAAAUAUCUUGAUGGAAAGCAUUCGAUAUUUGGGAAAGUUGUUGGUGGUACCGAUACAUUAAAUACAAUUGAAAAGAUAGCAACAGAAGAUGGUACUGAUCGACCACUCGAAGAUGUAAUAUUUAUGCGAGCGGAGGUUUUUGUCGAUCCAUUUGAAGAAGCUGAACAAGAAGUAAUUAAAGAAAGAGAAGCCUUGGAAAAGGGAAAACCUGGAGACAAAAAUGACGCGAUCAAGAAGGAGGUCAUUAAACCAAAGGCCUAUGGAACCGGAAUUGGAAAAUAUAUUAAGCCUGAAGUUAAGCGAGCUGCUACGGAUGCUUCAACUUCAAGUGAUGCUUCGAACCCAAAAAAGAAGAAAGGCAUACGAACAAAUUUAAUGCUCAGCAGAAAUGCAGCCGACCUACUAAAAGAAGAGGGGACAAUGGUUGGCGUGUGUUGUGGAGUUCCAGAAAUAGAUCGAAUACUUGGGGAUUUUCAUCGAGGAUUGCCGUGCGGUGCUAUAACGGAGUUCGUCGGUCAUGCAGGAGCCGGAAAAACUCAACUUUGUCAUCAGCUCGUUUCGAAUCUUUUGCGCCACGGAUCUCGGGCUUUUUUCAUCGACACGGAAGGAUCUUUCAGCACAAAGAGGCUCUUACAGAUGCUGGGUGGAGAAAAUAAAGUGCGCUUAUUGAAGAACGUUUUAUACGAACGAUGUGUUGAUCACGAGAAGUUACUGUCCGUUCUCCGAUCGCUGGUGAAUCAGCUGGAUCAAAAAGUGCUUGAUAGUUCAAAUUUGCAACUCGUUAUUGUGGAUAGUGUUGCACAUGUUGCGAAAGGACUCGAUUCAGAUUCUUAUCGG
Molecule: messenger RNA, 2001 nt
Organism: Mesorhabditis belari
Lineage: Eukaryota; Metazoa; Nematoda; Chromadorea; Rhabditida; Rhabditidae
Source: the annotation of a GenBank genome assembly